Penicillium malachiteum is the source of this 840-nucleotide messenger RNA. Its product is annotated as tyrosine-protein phosphatase. NCBI's taxonomy places the organism in Eukaryota, Fungi, Ascomycota, Eurotiomycetes, Eurotiales, Aspergillaceae. Gene Ontology annotation, biological process: dephosphorylation. The transcript has 2 exons. Bases 1 to 840 code for a protein of 279 amino acids. Gene Ontology annotation, molecular function: phosphoprotein phosphatase activity. The record is from RefSeq and is a predicted model, not a curated record.
AUGAUCGAUGCUGAAAAUGUCAGUGACGUUUUGAAUACUGAUAUCCGAGCACCAAUCCCAGACUCCAUCGAAACCAAGAUUCUUUCCUUGCCGCCCUUCGUGACCCUGCCUGGCGUCUCCAACUUCCGAGAUCUAAGCCAUGAUAAUGACCUGCGACCCGGAUUUGCCUACCGCUCGGGUAAUCUAUCUGAUAUCUCUGGGGAGGGAAAGUCCAUCCUAUCCAGUGAACUAGGCAUUACCACAAUAUUUGAUCUCCGAAAUCAAAGCGAGCGAGAGCGAGCUCCUAGUCCAGAGAUUGAUGGAAUUGAAACAAUAUGGAUGCCAUACGGAGCCAGACCCGCGACAUUGAAUCUUCGAGAUUUCAGCAAAGAAGAUCAGGGUGCAACGGGAUUUGUCAAGAUGUAUACAGGCAUUCUCAAUGCAGCUACCCCAAUAUUUACAGAGGUGUUCACUCAUAUCAGAGAUGAGCCGAAUGACCCCUUUAUCUUUCAUUGUUCAGCUGGUAAAGACCGAACUGGAGUGUUAUCGGCACUGAUCCUACUUCUCAUUGGGCAAUCUCACCGUGUCAUAAUCGAUGAUUACAUGUUGACCCGAGUGGGACUAGAGAGCGUACGGGAAAACCUGAGUCGAGCACUCGGUAUCCGUCUUGACAGUGAUUGCUUAAGUCCAGAGGCGAAUGGCAUGGUUGAAAUCAGUGGAGUUCGGGCGCAUGCAAUGGAAACCUUUCUGAAGACCUUCGAGGCCACUUACGAUCGUGGUGUUGAAGGAUAUCUGACUACUCAACUUGGAUUCUCCCUUGAUGAUUUAGAGCUGAUGCGGAGGAACUUGACACAAUUUUGA